Molecule: messenger RNA, 159 nt
Organism: Haemonchus placei
Lineage: Eukaryota; Metazoa; Nematoda; Chromadorea; Rhabditida; Trichostrongylidae
Source: the annotation of a GenBank genome assembly
AUGGAAUCGGCUGCUGAUGGUACAUCGUCGGCAGUACCACCAUCAUCAGCCCCUUCAGUCGACAGUACAGCUUCAGUGACGAAUCCAAUCAAACGAAGGAUCGACAAACUUGUUGCCAGUAAAUUGCAUAAUGAUCCCGUGAGUUUGUUUUUUUCAUAA